This is a messenger RNA of Anopheles coustani, 987 nucleotides long. RefSeq names its product elongation of very long chain fatty acids protein 7 (gene Elovl7). The transcript is spliced from 7 exons. Gene Ontology annotation, cellular component: endoplasmic reticulum membrane. Gene Ontology annotation, biological process: fatty acid elongation, monounsaturated fatty acid; fatty acid elongation, saturated fatty acid; fatty acid elongation, polyunsaturated fatty acid. Bases 1 to 987 code for a protein of 328 amino acids. NCBI's taxonomy places the organism in Eukaryota, Metazoa, Arthropoda, Insecta, Diptera, Culicidae. The record is from RefSeq and is a predicted model, not a curated record. Gene Ontology annotation, molecular function: fatty acid elongase activity.
AUGGAGCUUAUCACAAACGUACACCAAGGCUGGCGGUACCUGAUGGACGAGCUGUCGGAUCCUCGGACGCGCGACUGGCCACUGAUGAGCUCUCCCUUUCCCACCAUCGGCAUCAGCCUCUGUUAUGCCUACGGCGUUAAGGUCCUUGGUCCCCGAUUGAUGGAAAACAGGAAACCGUUCGAGCUGCGGAAGGUGCUGAUCGUGUACAACUUCUUGCAGGUGCUCUUCAGCACAUGGUUGUUCUACGAGGCUUGCAUUUCCGGGUGGCUUGCGGGAUACAGCCUGCGCUGCCAGCCGGUCGACUACUCCCGCUCACCGAUGGCCAUGAGGAUGGCUUCCGGAUGCUGGUGGUACUACUUCUCGAAGUUUACUGAGUUCUUCGACACCAUCUUCUUCGUGAUGCGCAAGCGCUAUGACCAGGUGUCGACCCUGCACGUCAUCCACCAUGGUAUAAUGCCGGCAUCGGUCUGGUGGGGAGUCAAAUUCACGCCAGGUGGACACAGCUCAUUCUUCGGACUGUUGAAUACCUUCGUACACAUUUUCAUGUACACCUACUACAUGCUCGCCGCAAUGGGACCGAAGGUGCAGAAGUACCUUUGGUGGAAAAAGUACCUGACCGUGCUGCAGAUGAUCCAGUUCAUUUUCGUGAUGGGUCAUGCCUUCCAGCUGCUGAUCUGGAACGAAUGCAACUACCCGAUCGCGUUCGCCUACUUCAUCGGCGCCCACGCCGUCAUGUUCUACUUCCUGUUCUCGAACUUCUACAAACAGGCGUACACCGUUCGAAAACAGGCCAAAAAAGCGAAGGCUGAACAGAUGGCCCUUGCCAACGGCAAUCUGGAGUCCGUUCCGAACAAGAACUUCACCAACGGGCAUGCGGAAACGGUCGAAAACGGAAAGCCAGACUUUUACCAGACGAUCGACAAAACGGUCGGUGACAGCUACUCUACGACGCGGCAUCGUGCGUAUGUCGGAUUCGGUAGUAACUAA